AUGUAUAGUAACACAAAGUAUGCAUCGACAGUGCUAGCAAAUUUGGCAGUCUAUGGUAUUUUAGCAGCAUUUCUUCAAAGCGAUGAAGCUAAAAGUGGAGUUCGUCCAGAAGAUUUGAAACAUUUCAGUAAUGCUGCGUACAUAGUUAUCGCUUCUGGUGUUGUCGCGACUUUAAUCUUCUAUGCACUUACGAAGGAACCAAAAGGUUAUCAAAUAAAGCUCCUAAACGACUCUAGUGAACCGGCUGUUAAGCAAAUGUCAUUUUCAAAUUGGCUUUGUGAGCCACAGUUUUAUCAGAUUUCUGCAUUAUAUACACUUUCUCGACUGUACAUGAACGUAUCGCAGGUGUAUUUUCCGUUCUAUGUUACAUUUGGACAGAAUUUUUCCAAGAUGAUAUUCAUCCUUGGAUGUCUUGUCGGUAUUGCCAACUGUGCAUGGAUGUAUUUCCCAUUAGACAAGGCUGACUUAUUUAUUGUUUCAAUUAUUUUCGGUGGUGUACAAGCAGUUCUACUUGUUGGAUCUCUUGCGUUCACCUCCGAUUUGAUUAACAAAAAUACGGAGAGUGCUGCUUUUGUAUUUGGUGCUAUGAGCUUCUUAGAUAAACUAGUCAACGGACUUGUAUAUCAGAUUAUCGAAUUGUUCAAUCCUGAAUGCAGGGACGACCAAAAUAACAUUGCGUGCACACAUUUCUACCGAAUUAUUAUGGCUUAUGUGCCUGGUUGCUGUUUAGUGCUCGCUCUUAUUGUCUUGUUAUCCCUGCUAACAAAAAAAAUUGGUGCCCGAUAA
Enterobius vermicularis (human pinworm) is the source of this 786-nucleotide messenger RNA. The record is from the annotation of a GenBank genome assembly. Lineage: Eukaryota; Metazoa; Nematoda; Chromadorea; Rhabditida; Oxyuridae.